AGAAACUGAGUCUGAGACACAGUGUCUCAUUCUCAACUCUUAAACCCAAAAACCCUUUCAACUUUCAAUGAGUCUUCACUCUCCAUCCACUGUCUUUUAAUUUUCUCUGCCACACACAGAGGGAGAGAGAAAGUGAAAAGCAAAGGCAUUUCUUUGCACUUGCGGAGCAGUGACUCUGUCUCAAGGGUUAGAGAUAGAGCGAGAGAGUGCUAGCUUUUGUGUGUUUGUGUGUGUAUAAGUAUAAGAAAUGCAGCAGCACCUGAUGCAGAUGCAGCCCAUGAUGGCAGCCUAUUACCCCAACAACGUCACUACUGAUCACAUUCAACAGUAUUUGGAUGAGAACAAGUCCUUGAUUUUGAAGAUUGUUGAGAGCCAGAAUUCAGGGAAACUGAAUGAAUGUGCAGAGAACCAAGCAAGGCUACAGAGAAACCUCAUGUAUUUGGCUGCAAUUGCUGAUUCUCAACCCCAACCGCCUACCCUGCAUCCUCAGUACCCUUCCAGCGGCGUAGUACAACCUGGAUCACACUAUAUGCAGCACCAACAAGCUCAGCAGCUGACACCACAAUCAGUCAUGGCUGCACGAUCAUCCAUGUUGUACAGUCAACAGCCAUAUCUGCAACAACAGCAAGCCUUGCACAGCCAACUCGGUAUGAGCUCCGGUAGUGCUGGACUUCACAUGCUGCAGAGUGAGGCCGCCAAUGCUGGAGGCAGCGGGGCACUUGGAGUUGGAGGUUAUGCUGAUUUUGGCCGUGGCUCUUCUGGAGAAGGCUUGCACAUUGGCAGUAGGGGAAUGGCUGGAGGCAGCAAGCAAGACAUUGGAUCUGCUGAGGGCCGAGGCGGGAGCUCUGGUGGCCAGGGUGUUGAUGGUGGUGAAACGCUCUAUCUGAAAGGAGGUGAUGACAGUAAUUGAGAGGUGAGAAUGAUGCUGGUAGUGUGGCUAGGUAGUGUUUUAAAGUAGGAGAAGCGGAAAUUGAUCUCCGCGCGCUUGAUACUUUUAAUGAGAAAGAAAAGUUCGUCUAAAAACAAUAGUCAGGGCUCUACUUCCUGCCUGUAGCUUGGCUGUUUUUUUGUUUUCUGUGUUGAGACAAUGCAUCAUAUGCUAGUGUAUGUUGUAAAUUUUUAGGUCAAUUUCUGAUUUGGUGUGAUUUUAAGUAAGUUUUAUGUUGUUGUGCUAAGCUCACAUUUCUGA
This is a messenger RNA of Tripterygium wilfordii, 1189 nucleotides long. RefSeq names its product GRF1-interacting factor 1-like. Gene Ontology annotation, cellular component: nucleus. Gene Ontology annotation, biological process: leaf development; positive regulation of transcription by RNA polymerase II; cell population proliferation. Gene Ontology annotation, molecular function: transcription coactivator activity. Bases 248 to 910 code for a protein of 220 amino acids. Lineage: Eukaryota; Viridiplantae; Streptophyta; Magnoliopsida; Celastrales; Celastraceae. The record is from RefSeq and is a predicted model, not a curated record. The transcript is spliced from 4 exons.